Molecule: messenger RNA, 423 nt
Organism: Lactuca saligna
Lineage: Eukaryota; Viridiplantae; Streptophyta; Magnoliopsida; Asterales; Asteraceae
Source: the annotation of a GenBank genome assembly
AUGAGUCAGGACAGCAGCAAACCACCUUUUAGAAGCUACGCGAAAAUUUUCAUUGGAUCUCGGUUGUUCUUAACAGUGAUGGCUAUUCAUUUAAGUCUUUGGGUAGCACCACUAGACCUUCAACAAGGUGGAAAUUCUCCGCGUCGAGCUAUAAUUGGGCAAUUCCAUUGUACUAUGAGCGGACAAUUCCGAAGAAAUGGUAAGAUAUGGGUAAGAGUUCUCGCAGAUCUCCCUAUUACCGGGGAACCUACAGAAGUCAGAAUGGGAAAAGGAAAAGGAAAUCCUACGGGUUGGAUUGCUCGUUUGUCCAUAGGACAAAUCCCAUUUGAAAUGGAUGGUGUGAGUUUGUCAAAUGCUCGACAAGCCGCUACAUUAGCAGCGCACAAACUAUGUUCGUCAACCAAGUUUGUUCAGUGGUCGUAA